This is a messenger RNA of Phialemonium atrogriseum, 1376 nucleotides long. RefSeq names its product putative bet3 family protein. Gene Ontology annotation, biological process: endoplasmic reticulum to Golgi vesicle-mediated transport; regulation of GTPase activity. Gene Ontology annotation, cellular component: cis-Golgi network; TRAPP complex; trans-Golgi network. Lineage: Eukaryota; Fungi; Ascomycota; Sordariomycetes; Cephalothecales; Cephalothecaceae. The transcript has 4 exons. The record is from RefSeq and is a predicted model, not a curated record. The coding region runs from base 293 to 958 and encodes 221 amino acids.
GGAAGAAACCCAAAGCUUCCCCCACCUUGACUCUUGAAGCUAAAGAGCACCUAUUUGCCAUCGGAGUGGACGCUCGUGAAGCCCAUUUCCAGUCCCCGCAAGAACCAAACAGUACCAUCCGCCUGGCCUCAAUGGUCCCCGAGACGAACCUACCCGACGACGACACUGCCGCCUCCCUCACACACGACCGCCACGCCCACCGCGCCCCCACAGCCGGCGUACACGGCCCAACCCGCCGGAACGGGAACGCAGGACCGAGAAGGACGCCGCCGCCGCCGCCGCAGCCAUCAUCAUGUCCUUCGAGAGCGUCAUGCCGCCGUACAACGCGUCGGACCCCAGCGCCCGGUUCCUGAGCUCCUCGUGCCUCGACUUCCUGCUCAUCGAGCUCGUGCCCAUGGCCUACCGCAUAACCAACGAGGUCGACGCCGCCGCACUCGACGCCGCCUCGGCACCGCCGCCUCCGGCGGCGGACGCGGGACCCGGGCAGAGCAACGGGGCGACCGCGGCGGCAGGAGGGGCCUCGGGCUCGCGCCGCAUGGACGAGGACGAGGAGCGGGAGGCUGUCUUUUACAGGUUGGAGGUAUUGGGGUACCGGGUUGGGCAGGGCCUGGUGGAGCGGUUCUCGCGAGAUAGGCCUCGCUUCAACGACACGCUCGACGCGAUCAAGUUCCUCUGCAAGGAUCUGUGGACGCUGGUUUUCCGGAAGCAGGUGGAUAAUCUCAAGACGAAUCACAGGGGCGUCUAUGUAUUGACGGAUACCGCGUUCCGACCGUUCUCAAGGAUGAGCACCGAGACUGGGGGCCAAGCAGUGCUCCGCGCUCAGCCGUUCUUAUGGUUCCCAUGCGGCAUCAUCCGAGGAGCACUGGCAGCGAUGGGAAUCAACGCCACGGUGCAGGCGGAAACGAGCGAGCUUCCCAGCGCGGUCUUCCAGAUCAGGACCAUACCAGUCAAAGCCUAGAUCCGAAGUCGGCCGAGCAAAAUGGCGAAUACCAAUCACCUGGGAAAUCCCGUCGCUUGAUGAAAUAGGGUCAGGAAGGAAAUGGUCGUCGCAUCUAGAAACGAGCAUCUAGACGGAGUCCAGGGAGGCACAUGGCGUUUGGGGGUUCACUAUUGCGUCGAGUUUAUGUAUACCCGGAAUUCCAUAUGUGUUCCAAAUGCGUCGUUGAUCUAUCAGUUGAGAUAUCCGUUUUCGUUCCGUUCAAAUCCCUACCCCCUUCCCCUCCCAAAAUCCCCUCAACCCGUCAUGUCCAGGUCGUCGUCAAACUGAGCUUCCUGGAUCGGACAUUUAUCUCACGGCCACGGCCACCCAUUCUCCCUCCCCAUGAAGAAUCGGGAUUCACCCUCACAGCCUAGGAAAGAAAAAAGACAAAUCAGCC